Messenger RNA from Oryzias melastigma (Indian medaka), 3694 nucleotides. Its product is annotated as forkhead box protein N3. Lineage: Eukaryota; Metazoa; Chordata; Actinopteri; Beloniformes; Adrianichthyidae. The coding region runs from base 426 to 1868 and encodes 480 amino acids. Gene Ontology annotation, molecular function: DNA-binding transcription factor activity; cis-regulatory region sequence-specific DNA binding. Gene Ontology annotation, cellular component: nucleus. The transcript is spliced from 6 exons. The record is from RefSeq and is a predicted model, not a curated record. Gene Ontology annotation, biological process: regulation of DNA-templated transcription.
CGCGUCUCCACCACGCGCACACACACACACACACGCAGACGCACACACACGCACGGCGCGCACUCGCCGAGCUCUUCUGUGCGCUCGCACAGAGGGAUAAACAGAGGGAGAGAGGGAGACCAUAGGAACGCAGCUCGUGUGUGUGUGCGCAUGUGUGUGUGUGUGUGUGCAGGUACGCUCGCUCGGUGCUGGAAACGCUAGACUGGCGGGGCAGACAUGGAGAGGUUUGGGAAAAACGCCUGGAAGUGACCGAGAAGCGAACCGAAGAGGGUGGCAGGAGAGGAAAAAGGGGGGCAAAGGAAGAAGGGCGGACUGAAAGCUCGGAAAGAAGGAAAGAAGAGGAGGACAGGACAAGUCUGACAGAAGAGUGUGGAGACGGGGUUCCCCAGGAACAGAAGGAUCUUAAGGAGUGAGCCCUGGGCUGGAUGGGACCCACCAUGCCCCCCAGUAAGAAGGCUCAAAGCCCGAGUAGUGGAGCCAGUGCCUCGCAGGGCAUGAGCCCUCCGUACCGACAGGGGGACGCCGCCACGGCAGCAUCAGAGGCCGAGGGAGCUGACCUCUCCCUCUCCGUCUCCGCCUCCUUCUCCAAAGCCGAGGACGAGGAGCUCACCAGCCUCUCCUGGCUCCACGAAAGCACCGACCUCCUCAACAGUUUCAGCCACUCUGGGCUACGUAGCGUCUCCCCACUGCAGGACCCGGACGGUCAGCAAACCCGCUCGCCAUCCUCGUCUCCUUCCUUGGACGACCCUCUGCUCGGGGAUGCACACUCACCAUAUGACUUGACGGCAGGGGCCAAUCGGAAACCUCCGUACUCUUUCAGCUGUUUGAUCUUCAUGGCUAUUGAGGAUGCACCAAACAAGCGGCUGCCGGUGAAGGAUAUCUAUGGCUGGAUUCUGGAGCACUUCCCAUACUUUGCAAACGCCCCCACAGGCUGGAAGAACUCAGUGCGUCACAAUUUGUCACUAAACAAGUGCUUCAAAAAGGUGGACAAAGACCGCAGCCAGAGUAUAGGUAAAGGCUCGCUGUGGUCGAUAGAUCCCGAGUAUAGGCACAACUUGAUUCAGGCGCUGAAGAAGACGCCGUACCACCCCUACUCCACUGGCCUGGCUGCAGCUUCCACUUCCCCGCCCAGCCUUCCACAGGCAUUUUACCACAGCCCUCCGCUGUGGUCGGGGAGUCCCCUUUUUCGAAAGAACGGAGGAGUUCUCCUGCAAGUUCCCCGGGGUGUGAUCCAAAAUGGCGCCCGGGUCAGGAGUCAGGCGCUCUUCCCCGUCAUCAGACCUCUGCCCGUAAGCCCGGUGGGGAGCAGAACCUCGGCCAUCAGAUCAUCCCUGGGAGAUUAUCUAAACCGAGGACAGGACUCUCCUCCGCCGUGCGGCGAGGACCUCCAGGAAGAUCACACUUACAGCACCGCUAAGUCCCCCAGCCGGCUGUGCUCCUCCCAGGUCGCCAGCCCCUCCUCCACGCUGGACGACGACGACAUCAUCGCCGUGGAGAUCCAGUCGGACGUCAAACCGGAGCCCCGUGAGAUCCCCGUAGACGCCCACGUUACCACUGCCGCCGCCACCUGUAUCUCCCAGCAGCCCCCGCGCGGACAGAGACGCAGCAGUAGUAGCUCAGGGGCGGGACCCGGGACCCUGCCGGGCAGCAGUUUGCCCUGGACCAAAACCCGAGCGAGGGGCAUCAGCGACACGCUGCCGCUCAAGAAGCGGCGCGCGGUGGAGAAGCCGCCGGAGAGCGACGACGAGGAGAUGAAGGAGGCGGCGGGGUCGCUGCUCCAUCUGGCGGGGGUCAGAGCCUGCCUCAACAACAUCACAAACCGCACCGCCAAGGGCCAGAAGGAGCAGAAAGAGGCCCUGAGAAACUAAACUCAUGCAAGAUGCACGCACACAUCAGCACAGACGCGCUCACGACAAUAGAUCAACAGGUACCCAGCCAGCACGGCCAAGUGGGCCUCAUUUGGUUUGAAAGUGGGCAGAAAACGUGGGCCCCGAAUGGGUUUGUCCGCAGUUUCUGUGGUGGCCCCACCUGUGUUUGCCCACAAUGGCUUCAGUGGGCACUCAGUGAGCUGGCUUGCAAUACGAGCCAGCCACCCGGGGGACAGUGGAGCUCCUUAGCAUGCUACAGCAGAGCUUGUUAGCGAGUGACAGAUGAGCUUGCUAAUAUGCAACAGCGGAGAUCACUAGCUAGAUACAGAGGAAGUUUCAAGCUUGCUACGGGGAAGUUUGCUAGCUCGGUACAAAGGAGCUCGCUAAAAUGUUACAAUGGAGUUCGCUACAAUUGAGCUAGCUUGCUAGCUGCAGCAAAGCUAGCAAGUUCACUACAGCAGAGCUUGCUAGCUUGCUACAGAUGUGCUUGCUAGCUCACUGCAGAGGAGCUUGCUAGUUUUCAACAGCGGAGCUCGAUAGCUUGCUACAGUGGAAGUUUUUGGCUCACUACAGGGAAAGAUACUAGCUUGAUACAAAAGGAGCUCACUAGCUUAAUACAGAGUAACUCACGAGCAUGUUUCUGUGGAGCUCGCUACAGCGGAGCUUGCUAGCGCACUACAGAUGAACUUGCUAGCUUGUUACAGAGGAGCUUUGUAGCAUGCAACAGUAGAGCUCGCUAGGUUGCAACAGGGGAGGUCGCUAGCUCGAUACAAUGGAGCUCGCUAGCUUGCUACAGAGGAGCUUUCUAGCAUGUUACAGUGGAGCUCGCUACACAUGAGCUCGCUAGCUCUUUACAGAGGAGUUUACUAGCUCAAUGCAGCUGAGCUCACUAGCACGCUACGCUGGCUGGCUAACGUAGUAAUCCUACCCACUGAGUGCUCACUUUAGCCAAUUAGGCCAAACACAAGCUGGGCAACUACAGAAACUAUAGAAAAAACCCAUUUGGGGCCCACAUUUUCUGCCACCUUGAAACCAUAUGGGCUCACUUGGCCUUGCUGGCUGGGUAAUCAGCAUUAGUCUCAAACGACAUCUCCCUCGAUCUAUCUGCAGGGCAUUGGGUUAAUCCUACUUAUUUGUGGCAAUAUCAAAAAUCUAUGUUUUCCUACAUGUUCAACAGCAUCAAUGGGUAUUUCUCAUGUGUCUAUGUUGUUUCUGUUCGAAAAACGGGGAUGAAAGCCAUAAAAAAAACAAAAAAGCGCAUGUUUUUGUCACGAAUUUGGACAAAAAGUCACACCGAGGAUUGGUCGGUCCAAGCGACGUGCCAUGGCGGUUUGUCUUACCUGUUUUCCACACCAAUCUGUAGCAAAUCCUCGCAGGCGACAAAGACGGUGGAGACCCCACGAGCACAAAUGUGAGACUGUGCCAAAGAGAAGCAGACCAGGUUGCUUCAUGUAGCCGACGACAAAAAAACAAAACAAAAAAAAAACACACAAAGGCAUAGAAAGAGCUAGUAAGAGUAACCCAAUGUGAUGUUUAUUCAUGCACUUAAGAUUAUUUUGUGCCACUUAUACUGAAAAAGGGUUUCUUUUCAUAGUAUUUAAGAGGAAAUAUAUUAAAAAUAAUAAAAAAAAACCUCAUGUUUAUCAUCAUAGAGUGUGCCGGGUCUGAGGCAAUAUCUCCUUCAUUUUGUUGUUGUUGUAUUAAUGUUAACGUCCCUGAUACUUCCUCAAUCCAUGGAUAUAGACACCUGGUAAUAAAUGUCCUAGCUGCCAGUAGCUGCCACACCUUCCUCAUCAUUCGACACUGUCAAUAAACUCUGUACAUGA